AUGCGGUCACCAUUGGUCUUAGCUCUUGCGCCGGAGCUUCAAUUGCUGUCCAGGCGCAGCAUUCGAACAACAUCGCCAAGAUGGCUUUCCACAAGCCCCAGCUUGGGAGCUCCUCGAAGCUCCAAGGCGCCGUUGGGCUCUGUGUUUUUCCUGCAGAACCGCCUAUUUGACAGGUCGAGCUGCCUUGAUUCUGUAAUAUCGAGGCGCAAUUCCAGGGCAACUUCAACCUCUACGAGCUCGACAACCCCGCCACCAAAUCCCCAGUCGCAAACGCCUCAACAACUCUCAGAACUCGCUCCCCACCGUCGACGACAGGCCCGGAAGCAAGCCCUUGCUCAAGCUACCUCGUCCGAAGCUCCUCUACCUCCCGAUGCGUCGUCGCUCCUCACAUCAGCCGCGGCCGCGCAGCCCAAAGAUUCCUUGCGCCGAACAUUUUCCACCUUUCUGUCUCUCUCAAAGCCCCGCCUGACGGUCCUCGUUGUCUUGUCCGCCAUGGCACCGUACGCGCUGUAUCCGGUUCCCGAAAUGCUGAUGCCGACAAUGACGGAAACGCCAAGUCUGAGCCCAUUGACCCUCUUUUUCUUGACAACGGGAACUGCGCUGUGCUCUGCAAGCGCAAACACUCUGAAUAUGCUGUACGAGCCAUCCACCGAUGCCAAGAUGACGAGAACAAGGAACCGGCCGUUGGUGAGGGGUCUGAUUUCGAACCGAGCUGCGGCAUUGUUCGCCAUCCUUUGCGGCGCAGCUGGUGCCGGCGCUCUUUACUUUGGUGUCAACCCCACAGUUUCGUUCUUGGGCCUUUCAAACAUUGUUCUUUAUGCCGGCGUCUAUACACCUUUGAAAGCUGUCACCGCUUUCAACACUUGGGUGGGUGCCGUUGUCGGUGGGAUCCCGCCCCUGAUGGGUUGGGCCGCCGCGGCCGGCGAAGCUGCAACAAAGGACGGUUCUUGGAGGGAGCUGCUCUUGGCUAGUGACGGAUCGUCCAUCGGCGGAUGGCUGUUUGCCGGCCUUCUUUUCGCAUGGCAAUUUCCGCACUUCAUGGCUUUGAGCUGGCCCGUCCGCGAGGAAUACAAAGCCGCCGGCUUGCGCAUGCUCGCGUGGACGAAUCCGGCCAGGAACGGACGCGUCGCUUUGAGAUACAGCCUCGUCUUUUUCCCAUUGUGCUUUGGUCUUUGUGCGGCCGGCGUGACGGACUGGUAUUUCGCAUUGACCAGCUCGCCCAUCAAUCUCUGGCUGGCCCGUGAGGCUGUCCGCUUUUGGAAAUUCGAGGGCCACAAAGGGAGCGCACGGGGUCUGUUCUGGGCAAGCGUUUGGCAUUUACCAGGCGUCAUGAUACUCGCGCUGCUGCACAAAAAGGGAAUGUGGAGUCGAGCUUGGAGGAGCGUGUUUGGAGAUGACGAGGAAGGGGAGUGGGAGGAGGAAGAGCUGGAGGAGAUGGCGAGCAUGACAGUCACUACGGUGGCACAAAAGGGCGAGACGACACAGCCAGGACGGUGA
Messenger RNA from Trichoderma aggressivum f. europaeum, 1497 nucleotides. RefSeq lists its product as uncharacterized. Gene Ontology annotation, cellular component: mitochondrion; mitochondrial membrane. NCBI's taxonomy places the organism in Eukaryota, Fungi, Ascomycota, Sordariomycetes, Hypocreales, Hypocreaceae. The transcript has a single exon. Gene Ontology annotation, molecular function: protoheme IX farnesyltransferase activity. Gene Ontology annotation, biological process: heme A biosynthetic process. The record is from RefSeq and is a predicted model, not a curated record. The coding region runs from base 1 to 1497 and encodes 498 amino acids.